Molecule: messenger RNA, 1255 nt
Organism: Bombus impatiens (common eastern bumble bee)
Lineage: Eukaryota; Metazoa; Arthropoda; Insecta; Hymenoptera; Apidae
Gene: p53
Product: tumor protein 63
Exons: 3
Coding region: 137-1174 (345 amino acids)
Biological process (GO): apoptotic process; regulation of transcription by RNA polymerase II
Cellular component (GO): nucleus
Molecular function (GO): RNA polymerase II cis-regulatory region sequence-specific DNA binding; DNA-binding transcription factor activity, RNA polymerase II-specific
Source: RefSeq, a predicted model, not a curated record
UUAAAAUAAUUGAGAAUCAACCAUUAUUUCAACGAAUGAUUUUCCCGCGGAUAUAAAUGGCGUCUUUUUCACCGCAACGUGAUUUAUAUAUAUAUGUGGGUUUGUUGUGACAAAUCUAGCAAAUAUUUGAUGGAAUAUGACUACUGCAAAUGGGUUUUCAGACUCACAAGAGUCUGAUAUAUUAGGUGAAGAAGAAUAUAAGGCACUAGUAAAGGAUAUUGGAUUUAGUGGAUCUUGGAUGCAAAGUAUAACAGAGGAAAUGGAGGAAAAGUACGAUUUGCCACAACAAUAUUUGGAAUCUAAAAAGCAAAUGAAAGAUGAAGAAGAAGAACAAGAUGAAGAGUAUUUUCAAGAACUUGAUCCUGCCAUUCCAAUAAAAGAAGAGUUUCCUGGUCGUUAUAAUUUUCAGGUUUCACUGGGUAAUCUGGAUUCUAGCAAGAAUUGGGUAUAUUCACAAGUAUUAAAAAAAGUAUUUAUCAACAUGGAAGAAACACUGCCAUUACGUUUUAAGUGGGAACCACCUGAAGAUGGUCUUCUUUUACGUACCGCCAUGGUUUUUAGUUUAGAUCAGUAUGCUAGUGAUCCAGUUAGAAGAUGUCAUAAUCACAUGGCACCAAAUAAUCCAAGUAAUAGAGAUGUAGCCCCCAGAGUGAUUAAACAUGUUGUUCGUUGUACACACCAUCUUACCAUGUAUGAAGAAAGAAGUGAACAUCUGUCUAUAGUGGUACCCCUUAAUAGACCACAACCUGGUUCUCAAUAUGUUCCAGUGUGCUUCAAAUUUUUAUGUAAAAAUAGUUGUCCAUCUGGAAUGAAUCGCAGACCAACAGAACUAAUUUUUACUUUGGAAAAUUGUAAUAGAAGAAUUUUGGGUCGACAAAGACUUCCUGUUAGAGUUUGUAGUUGUCCUAAAAGAGAUAAGAAGAAAGAAGAAGCUGAAGUAACAGAUGCACAAUCUGAUAUAAAAAAAAGAAAACUUUGUAUACCAGUUGGGAAAAAAAUGAUGCCUUCCUGUGAUACACAUGUCUUCAAUGUUCAAUUAAAUAUUGUUGGAAAAGAAAACUACUUGGCUGUAUUAAAGUAUGCAUAUGACAUCAUGGCGGGUCAAGCAAUAAAAACUGGUCAGCUUGAUUUUUUUAAACCGUACAUGGAUGAUAUAUUGCGUAAAACUCCCUAAAUGCAUAUUUGCAUGAAUGUUAUGUCUUUCACAUAUAUGUUUAAAAAAAACAAGGAACAUGGUUUUAUAAUGUGCUAUCUA